AUGGGUCUUAAACCUAAUGCCAUGAAGAAUGUGGCUAUGGCGGCAGCUUCUGCUCUGUUUCUUCUAGGGUUUCUCGUCUCUUCCAUUUCUGCGUCUGUCUCCUACGAUAGCAGAGCCAUUACCAUCAAUGGCAAAAGAAGAAUCCUUAUCUCUGGAUCUAUUCAUUACCCAAGAAGCACUCCUGAGAUGUGGCCAGAUCUAAUAAGGAAAGCAAAAGAAGGAGGCUUAGAUGUGAUUCAGACUUAUGUGUUUUGGAAUGGUCACGAGCCUUCGCCUGGAAAAUAUUAUUUCGAAGGGAACUAUGAUUUGGUUAAAUUUGUCAAGUUGGUCCAACAGUCUGGACUCUAUCUUCAUCUAAGGAUUGGUCCUUAUGUCUGUGCAGAAUGGAACUUUGGUGGAUUUCCUGUUUGGCUUAAGUAUAUUCCAGGGAUUAGCUUCAGAACAGAUAAUGGUCCUUUCAAGGCUCAAAUGCAAAGAUUCACCACGAAGAUUGUUAACAUGAUGAAAGCAGAGAGGCUGUAUGAAUCCCAAGGCGGUCCUAUAAUCCUCUCUCAGAUUGAAAAUGAAUAUGGACCAAUGGAAUAUGAGAUCGGCGCACCGGGACGGUCUUACUCCAACUGGGCAGCUAAAAUGGCUGUGGGGCUAGGCACUGGUGUCCCUUGGGUCAUGUGCAAGCAAGACGAUGCUCCUGACCCCAUUAUUAACGCUUGCAAUGGCUUCUACUGCGAUUAUUUCUCUCCGAACAAGGCCUACAAACCCAAAAUGUGGACUGAAGCCUGGACUGGAUGGUUUACAAAGUUUGGAGGCCCAGUUCCUUAUCGUCCAGCUGAAGAUAUGGCCUUUUCCGUUGCAAGGUUUCUCCAGAAGGGUGGAUCUUUCAUCAAUUACUAUAUGUAUCAUGGUGGAACAAAUUUUGGCCGAACUGCUGGUGGCCCGUUUAUUGCAACCAGCUAUGACUAUGACGCUCCUCUUGACGAAUAUGGACUUGAAAGGCAGCCUAAGUGGGGGCACUUGAAAGAUUUGCAUAGAGCAAUAAAGCUAUGCGAGCCAGCAUUAGUAUCAGGAGAGCCCACGAGAAUGCCCCUUGGAAACUAUCAAGAGGCUCAUGUGUACAAAUCGAAGUCUGGGGAUUGUUCUGCAUUCUUAGCAAAUUACAAUCAAAAAUCUUACGCCAAAGUUUCUUUUGGGAGCAACCACUACAAUUUGCCUCCGUGGUCUAUUAGUAUUCUCCCAGACUGCAAAAACACAGUCUACAACACAGCCAGAGUUGGUGCUCAAACUUCAAGGAUGAAAAUGGUUCGGGUUCCUGUUCAUGGUGGAUUAUCUUGGCAAGCAUACAAUGAAGACCCAUCAACUUACGUUGAUGAGUCAUUCACAAUGGUCGGAUUAGUGGAGCAGAUCAACACUACACGAGACAGUUCGGAUUACCUGUGGUACAUGACUGAUGUUAAAGUUGACUCCAACGAAGGGUUUUUGAGGACUGGGGACUUGCCGACUCUUACCGUUCUAUCAGCUGGACAUGCUAUGCAUGUGUUCAUCAAUGGCCAAUUAUCUGGAUCUUCUUAUGGCAGCUUAGACUCUCCUAAGCUAACAUUUCGUAAAGGUGUGAAUCUAAGAGCUGGUUUCAACAAAAUUGCGAUACUAAGCAUCGCUGUUGGUCUCCCGAAUGUGGGUCCACAUUUUGAGACAUGGAAUGCUGGAGUUCUGGGUCCAGUUUCAUUGAACGGUCUCAGUGGGGGACGGAGAGAUCUGUCCUGGCAGAAAUGGACUUAUAAGGUUGGUCUCAAAGGAGAGAGUCUAAGUCUUCAUUCACUCAGUGGUAGCUCAUCGGUGGAGUGGGCAGAAGGUGCAUUUGUGGCACAAAAGCAGCCCCUUACUUGGUACAAGACGACAUUCUCUGCUCCAGCUGGAGAUUCUCCGUUGGCUGUAGACAUGGGAAGCAUGGGAAAAGGUCAGAUAUGGAUUAAUGGUCAGAGCUUGGGACGUCACUGGCCUGCAUAUAAAGCAGUUGGCUCUUGCAGCGAGUGUUCUUAUACCGGAACUUUCAACGAGAACAAGUGCUUAAGAAACUGUGGAGAGGCUUCUCAGAGAUGGUACCAUGUCCCAAGGUCGUGGCUGAAACCAAGUGGCAAUCUUUUGGUUGUGUUUGAGGAAUGGGGAGGAGAUCCAAACGGAAUCUCGUUGGUGAGAAGGGAAGUGGACACUGUUUGUGCGGAUAUCUAUGAAUGGCAAUCAACGCUGGUGAAUUACCAAUUGCAUGCUUCUGGAAAAGUUAACAAACCGCUGCACCCCAAAGUGCAUUUGCAAUGUGGGCCUGGACAGAAGAUCACCACCGUGAAGUUUGCUAGCUUUGGGACACCUGAAGGGACUUGUGGUAGCUACCGUCAAGGAAGCUGUCAUGCUCAUCACUCCUAUGAUGCUUUCAACAGACUUUGUGUUGGGCAGAACUGGUGUUCUGUAACAGUGGCACCAGCGAUGUUUGGUGGAGAUCCGUGCCCAAAUGUGAUGAAGAAACUGGCGGUGGAAGCCGUUUGCGCUUAA
Microthlaspi erraticum is the source of this 2541-nucleotide messenger RNA. The record is from the annotation of a GenBank genome assembly. Lineage: Eukaryota; Viridiplantae; Streptophyta; Magnoliopsida; Brassicales; Brassicaceae.